This is a messenger RNA of Coniophora puteana RWD-64-598 SS2, 1461 nucleotides long. Its product is annotated as HET-E. The transcript is spliced from 2 exons. Gene Ontology annotation, molecular function: protein binding. The coding region runs from base 1 to 1461 and encodes 486 amino acids. The record is from RefSeq and is a predicted model, not a curated record. NCBI's taxonomy places the organism in Eukaryota, Fungi, Basidiomycota, Agaricomycetes, Boletales, Coniophoraceae.
AUGUCGACCUUCGACACAGAUCCGGGAUCUGGGGGGAGCACUGGCUCCACAAAACCCUUUGAAGGGAACACUUGCGACGUAUCCUCGGUUGCUUGCUCUCCUGACGGCAAUCUGAUUGCCUCUGGUUCUUACGAUUAUAGAGUAAGAAUCUGGGACGCCCAUACCGGCCUGCAGAUUGGAGAUGUCCUAACAGGCCACAGCAGCAGCAUUGAAACUCUUGCUUUCUCUCCUGACGGGAAACACCUUGCAAGCGCGUCCUUGUGGACUGUCCGUGUCUGGAAUGUGCUCACACGGGAGCUGAUUCCGUACGAAUUCAAAGGGCACACGGGUUCUGUGUCUUCAGUGAAAUACUCCCCUGACGGACAGCUUCUUGCUAGCGGUUCCAGGGACAACUCGGUCCGCCUGUGGGCGGCCAACUCGGGUGAUUGCAUAGCAGCCCUCGAGCAUCCAGACGAUGUCCUAGACUUGUCAUUCUCCCCGUCCGGCAAAGACAUUGCGACGGCUUGUAGAGACAGAAUGGUACGGAUAUGGGACGUGGCCUCUCGAGAACUCACGUUGCCGCCUCUCUCUGGCCACAGGUCCUCGGUGACAGCGGUUGUUUAUUCUCCAGAUGGAAAGCUGUUGGCCAGUGGUAGCGUGGACUGGACGGUCCGGCUAUGGGAUGCCGGGAGCGGUAGGCCAUUUUGCGAGCCUUUGAAAGGGCAUAGGCUCGCUGUUACUGGUAUUUGCUUCUCUUCGGAUGGCCAGGUCCUCAUCAGCGUAUCAGACGAUCGGACGGUACGAGGGUGGAGUCCUCUGACGGGUGAUUGCGUGUGGGACCCUAUAGAAGGACACACUGACAACAUUAAUUCGGUCAAAUUCACUCUUGAUGGCUCCCGUAUUAUUAGUGCUAGUAACGACGAGACAAUACGCGUCUGGGACACACGGACUGGGAAUUUGCUUCUGGUCGUUGAAGGGCACGAGGAUUAUGUUUUCUCGCUCAGCGUAGCUCCCAAUGGCUCAACGUUUGCAAGCGGGUCAUUCGACAAUACUGUGUGUAUUUGGGACUUGGACACAGGCGCAUUGGUAGCGGGCCCAUACAAACAUGACAAUAAUGUGCAAUCCGUCUGCUUUUCACCCGACGGGUCAUGUAUUCUGUCUGGCUCGGACGACAAAUCUGCCCAAAUAUGGAGCGUCUCGACAGGAACGCAAGUCCUCAAAGUGAAGCACACAGGCACUGUGUAUUGUGUGCAGUAUGCGCCGGACGGGUUUACGUUUCUUAGCUCGUCAGAAGAUAAAACAGUUUCCGUUUGGGACGCAAGCAGUGGGCAACUUAUUCAUUCUCUCAAGCAUGAUGACUUGGUGGGGGCAGCAGCCUUCUCGCCCGAUGGAACACGGAUUGCGAGCGGAACGUUCAGUGGGUAUAUCAGAGUAUGGGAGACCGCGAGUGGGAAUCAGCUUUUAGGGAAGGUAUGUGUUUGA